Messenger RNA from Linum trigynum, 2763 nucleotides. Lineage: Eukaryota; Viridiplantae; Streptophyta; Magnoliopsida; Malpighiales; Linaceae. The record is from the annotation of a GenBank genome assembly.
AAGAGGGAAGAGGCCGAUGCCAUCCCUGUGAAAUGUGAAAACAAGCUUCCCCCGUCUCCGUAUUUCUCGCACCUUGCUCCGGCCUCUGCACUGUCUGUUUGUCAGAUUGUCCGACGGUUUCCAGAAAUGUCCGACGGACAACAUGCCGGCCGUCCCCAGGCGCCGUCGUCACAGCAGGCUUCCUUCGGAAAACGCGCUCGUACCGAAGACGGUGUAUCGAGUUGUUACAUUUUCAAGAGUCGUCUACAAGAGUAUGCGCAAAAGGCUGGACUUCCUACACCUGUAUACGAGACAACCAAAGAAGGACUAUCUCAUGAACCUUUCUUCAGGUCAACUGUGAUAGUGAAUGAAGUGAGAUAUGACUCUCUUCUUGGAUUUAUGAACCGUAAAGCAGCAGAGCAGUCUGCUGCAGAGGUGGCCCUCUUGGAGUUAGCUAAAUCUGGUCAUGUCAAUGGUCGCAUUUCUCAACCAGUUCAUGAAACUGGGCUCUGUAAGAACCUGCUUCAGGAAUAUGCUCAGAAGAUGAGUUACGCAAUUCCUUUGUACCAGCAUGAAAAGCAUGAAACACGAAACCAUGGAAGUUGUUACCAAUGUUCUGUAAUGAUUGGAGGGACAAAGUAUAUUGGAGCAGUGGCAACAUCCAAAAAAGAAGCCGAGAUAAAAGCUGCAAGAACAGCCUGGUUUGCUAUUAAGGAAAGUAGUACAGAGUUAUCCGGAAGAUCAACUGAGAACCCUAUGCUGACAGUAAUUCCUAGCAGGAAGAGGGUGCUGGAGGCCCCAAGUGUCCCAAAUGAGACAACCAACACCGCCCACAGGGCCAAGAAGGCACGAUUCAAUAAGAAACGCCAGGGGAAGAAGCCCAAGAGUCAAGUACCAGAAACGGGAACAACUGAACCUAUUAGUAAUGCUUCUCAAUCUGCAGAUGGUCAACCUGGAGCACAGGUUCAGCACAUGGUUGUCAGUGGACAGGCAUGGUGCCAAUAUCCAAGUGGGAUGGAAGGCGCCGUAGGAGAAAGCAUCAACAACAGCAAUCCUACUCUGUACAAUCCACCAAGUGUCCCAAAGAAGACAACCAUCCCCAACCCCAAGGCCAUGAAGGCACGAUUCAAUAAGAAAACGCCAAAAAAGAAACGCCGUGGGAAGAAGAAGCCCAAGAGCCAAAUACCCGAAAGUGGAAUAACUGAACCUAUUAGUAAUGCUUGUCAUUUUGCAUAUGGUCAACCUGGAGCACAGUUUCAUCAAAUGGCUUUCAGUGGACAGGCAUGGUGCCAAUAUCCAAGAGUGAUGGAAGGCCCCCUAGGAGAAAGCAUCAACAACAGCUAUCCUACUCUAGACAAUCCACCUAUGUUGCAACAAAUGGGCGGGCAUGGCGUAAAUAUCCACGAGGGAGGCAUCAGUGGCAAUUCGAGCCACACAGGAUGGCUUACCCUCUGCUGUGGAAACUCUGGUGAAAACUCCAAGGGGAAUGCAUCUGUGGCAACUGGAGCCCCAGAGAGCAGCACACCAUCUGCCGUGGGAAGUUCGACACCUGCUAUCGUUGGUGACAAAGGCUGCCAGACUGCCAAUGUCAAUCACACCUUUGGUCAAGAUUCUACUGGAGUAAUUGAAAACUCCAUUGGAGAUACUACAAUGGCAAAUGGAGAAGUUGCAGAAGAUGGGAAACUGUCUGUUGUGGAAACUCAGGCUGCUGAUGUUGGUGGUCAUGGAGCUGAUAUCCAUCACACUAACGGUGAAGAUUUCACUGACAUUUUACAGGAGUCCAAGAAUGAUACAAGUACAACAGUGGCAAGUGGAGUCACGGAGGAUGCCAAACUGUCUGCAGUGACAACUCAGGCAGCUGGUGUUGGUCAUGAAGCCAAUAUCCAUCACACAGAAGAUUCCACUUACAUUUUACAAGAGUCCAAUACAACAAUGGCAAGUGGAAUCACGGAGGAUGCCAAACUGUCUGCUGUGGAAACUCAGGCAGCUGAUGUUGGUGGUAACGUAGCCAAUAUCCAUCACUCAAAUGGUGAAGAUUCCACCGAAAUUUUGCGAGACUCCAAGGAAGAUACAGCUAUGGCAUGUGGAGCCACAGAGGACGGCGUAUCGUCUACCACAGGAACUCAUGCACCUGAUGUUUGUGGUCACGAAGGCAGCAGCCGUGGUACGAAUAUCCAUCACACGAGUGGUUCGGAUUCCACUGUAAUGAUUGAAGAUUCCAAGGGUGAUACAUCAAUGGCAAAUGGAGCCACAGAGGACGGCACACCAUCUCCUGCCACAGAGGAUAUUGUACUGUCUGCUGCUGAAACUCAGGCACCGGCUGGUGGUCGGGAAGGUAGCCAUGGAACCAAUAUCCAUCACACGAAUGGUCCGGACUCCACUGGAAUGGUUGAAGCUUCCGUUGGGGAUACAUCCAUGGCAAGUGCAGCCCCAGAGGACGACAUGCCAUCUACUGUCACAACUUCGACACCUGAUGUUGUUCACGAAUAAGGCGACCAAGUUGGCGACGUCCACGACUCCAAUAGUGAUGAUCCUGCUCGAGCAAUCGAAUGCUCCAAGGAAGACGCGACUACUGCGUGUGGAGCGCCACUGAGGAGGUAGCCUCACUGGUAAACAGUUCAGCAGCUGAUCAGUGCUAGAUGUUUCCCAAGGUCACCUUCAGCCUGUAAUGUAAUUGCCUAUGAUUCUUCAUCUAUAAUGUAAUUUACCAAUAAUUACUUCAUAAUGUAACCGGUUUCUGGAUGUAUUGGGGAUUUGAGGUGGUAAUAUACCUCAUUUCUUGGG